AUGAGGAAAAAAUUUGAACCACCGAAAGCAAGGAAAAUUCCAGCAUAUUGGAUAAACACACCAACUCAUUCAACUCUGUAUGCUCCAAAGGAGUUCCCAGAUCUCGAAUUUAUCAUGAUGAAAACUCCAAUGAAUCCAAAGUUGUUAGAAACAUUUCCUCCGGAGUACAAAUGGACAUUUUAUGCAGCCGCAAGUACUGCUAGAUCCAUGUGCCCCCAAAAUACCGAAUUUAUAGCAAUAAAUGUUGCGAAAAAAGGCAGCUACGUGAGUGAGAUAGAUUGGAAGACAACGGGCAUACAUUAUGAAGAAAUACCAGUUCAAUGGGGAAAUACAAUUUCAAAUGUCGAUCAUUUCUAUAAAAUUGUCGCAAAAUAUAAAGAAAUCACCCAAUUCAAGUUAUGUUUCCUUGUAUACUCUAGCAGAGGCUAUGAUAAGCCUGCGUACCUCAUUGCUUCUGCUUUAUUAAGCAAAAUCCCUGAAAUGGCCGAAACUAUAUUUACAGACAUCAAAGCCGUCCAUCCACCAGGUUUUCUGAAGACCAAAGCAUUACGCGUCCUUUCCCAUGAAUAUGGCUUGAAUCUAAAGGUCCCUGACGAAGUUGAGAUUCCUGAGUGGUAUUUUCCACUUCCUGUUCCAGAUUCUGGCGUUCCUCCAAUUCCUCUGUUAAAAGUAAACUUCCCCGGCCUACAAGAAAUCGGUGCUACUUCAGGAAAUGGAGCUGAUGCGAAUAAUGUAAGGAAAAUCUUAGGAGAAUACGGAAUUAUUGAAGCGGGUCGCUUAUCGUCAACCAUCCACAAUACCAUUUGGUCAUCUCAACUUCUCGGAUUGUUCGAAACUACAAAAUUCAGAGUCACAUUUGAACCAGAAGGCUCUAGUAUUUUAAUUUUGGCAACAGAUCUGAACUUUAGCUACGUAAUAGAUAAGAAUGGAGAGGUUUGGAUAGCUCCAAUCAUCGCAAAAACGCAAUUACCGUUGAUAUGUCGUGGAAUACUACAAAAGAAGCGCGGUGGCUCAUCAAACAUAUUUUUGAUCGAUAUCAUGAGAUGUGGACAGCUCAAUUUUGCAGAAGAACCUAUAGAUAAUCGAAUUUCGUAUCUUUGGUCGUUCGUUGUUGAAAAUUUAUCGACAAAAGAUGAUAGCAAGAACAUAGAAUUUAUCGUUCGUACUAUUGCUUUACUCAAAAACGCAAGCGACGUUUACAAAUGGAUAUCUAAGAUGAAUUUCCGUUGUUCAGGAAUUACUUUGGUUCCAAUCGAAGGCAAUCUUAAUGGUUCGAUAUUUAUACCGCUCAAUGGCUGUCUAAUUCCUUUCCAAGCUUCAUUACAUGAUGGCCAAACCGCAAUUAUCUAUUCCAACAACAACGGCGAGAUGGUUCCUGUUUCCUUUGCAAGGAUAGAUGCAGAAGCAACAGGAAUUGACGGCAGAACAGUCUACGCUUAUUAUUCCCCCGAAAUUCACAACUGGGUCAUCAAAAAAUACUCUCGAGACUUACAUAGAUCGAAUUACAGCUAUGUCUGUUCAAUGAUGAAGUUCUUUGAUACUGAUGCUCACACAAUUGACGUAUUGAAGUUUUUGGUGUCCAGAUUUUCGAAUCUUUGA
Molecule: messenger RNA, 1599 nt
Organism: Trichomonas vaginalis G3
Lineage: Eukaryota; Parabasalia; Trichomonadida; Trichomonadidae
Product: tyrosine phosphatase superdomain-containing protein
Exons: 1
Coding region: 1-1599 (532 amino acids)
Source: RefSeq, a predicted model, not a curated record